Sinocyclocheilus rhinocerous is the source of this 1933-nucleotide messenger RNA. RefSeq names its product peptidyl-prolyl cis-trans isomerase G-like. Gene Ontology annotation, molecular function: cyclosporin A binding; peptidyl-prolyl cis-trans isomerase activity. The record is from RefSeq and is a predicted model, not a curated record. Bases 1 to 1728 code for a protein of 575 amino acids. The transcript has 10 exons. Gene Ontology annotation, cellular component: cytoplasm; mitochondrion. NCBI's taxonomy places the organism in Eukaryota, Metazoa, Chordata, Actinopteri, Cypriniformes, Cyprinidae. Gene Ontology annotation, biological process: protein folding; protein peptidyl-prolyl isomerization.
AUGUACGCUCUUAAAGUCUGUGUUUAUGCAUUGUGGGGUUUUUUGUCUCCAGGUGAGAAAGGAAUUGGCAAGACUACCCAGAAACCCUUGCACUAUAAAGGAAGUCUGUUUCACAGGAUAGUGAAGGACUUUAUGAUACAAGGAGGAGACUUCAGUGAAGGAAAUGGCAGAGGUGGUGAAUCUAUAUAUGGAGGUUUCUUUGAAGAUGAGAGCUUCUCAAUGAAACAUACCAAAGAGUUCCUGCUGUCGAUGGCAAACAGAGGGAAGGACACCAAUGGCUCACAGUUCUUUAUAACUACAAAACCAACUCCUCACUUGGACGGAAUUCAUGUGGUGUUUGGUCAGGUGAUCUCCGGCCAGGAGGUGAUCCGGAUGAUCGAGAGUCAGAAGACAGAUACCAACAGCCGACCCUACGCCGAGGUCAAAGUGCUCAACUGUGGGGAACUUGUUCCAAAAUCUAAAGCAAAAAAAGAAAAGAAGAAGCAUCAGUCAUCCAUUCUCCUGUUCGUAACUUGUAAAUUCAAUUCCAGACCCAUGGCGAACUCCCGGCCAAACCGCACGAGACUGGUGAUGACCAGGUCAGGGCGCAGAAUUAAAGGAAGAGGACCGAGGCGCUACCGGACACCAUCUAGAUCUCGCUCGCGGUCAUGGGAUCGGUUUCGCCGCAGUGAGACGCCUCCACACUGGAGGCAGGAAAUGCAAAGGACACAGAAAGCUAAAGCCAACACAGCUGCCACUCAGGACCGAUGGAUCAAAGGGGACAAAGGAGAUAUGUCGGAGGUAAAGACAGAAGCCACUGAACCAGCCAGUGAGAACAAAGCUUCAGGACAAGAAGAAGCAAAAAAGAACUCUGAACGAGAAAAGAGAGAUGCAAAGCGGGAAAAAUCUCACAGUCCCUCCAGAGGAAGAGAUAGGAAGAGGGACAAACAUCGCUCCAAAAGCAGAGAUAGGGAUGCACGGAAAAAGACAGAUGCUGAUGCGGAAAAGAAGAAAGCUCGCAGCCGGAGCAAGAGCAAAGACAAGAAGAGAGAGAAGGAAAAGCACAGCAAAGCAGAUGACAAACGGGGACGCUCAAGCAGCAAGGACAGGAAAGAGAAAGAUGCCAAAGAGCGAGAGAAGGAGGGCGAACAAAAAGACAAAAGCAAAGAAAGGACCAAACAACAUCCGGAAGGGAAUGAUAAGGAAAAGUUGAAGGAGGUGGAAAAGAAGAAGAAUGGAGAGCAGCGUCGUGACCGAUCUAGAAGCAGAGAAAAGGGUCGCGAUGCAUCACGGAGGUCCAAGUCCAGGUCCAGAGGCCGUGACAAGCGUGGCCAAUCACGUGACAGAGGCCGUGACAGACGCCACAGCAGCAGCCGGGACAGAAGAUCAUCUCGUCGGUCGAGAAGCAGAGAGCGAGACAGACGGGACCACGGGAGAGACGCAGAAGACCGAAACAAGAGGAAGAGUGCAGAGGAGUCAAAGAGCAAAGAGAGCAGAGGACGAGACAGGAGCUCCAAAGAACGAUCCUCCCAGAGACAGAGAAGCAGAGAGCGAGAUGAUCGACAGAGCGGCAGGAAGAGGAAAGAAAAGAGUGACAGUGAAAGCAGUGAUUCUGAGAGCGAUGCUGAUAAACAGAAGAAGAGAAACAGGAGCGAGAGUCCGAAAUCUAAAGAGAGAGCGAAGGACAAAUCUAAAAGUCCAAGCAAAGAUGCGAAGAAAAAGGGUUCCUCUUCCAGUGACAGCGACUGAGAGACUGCAUGUACCACUCCAUUUCUUUGUUUUCUUUUUCCCCAUCAAUGACUUGCUGUACAUUGAUGGAUACAAAGAGAUAUUUUAGUCAUCGUGUGAACCAGACAUGCCCUUCUCCUGAACGCCUGGAAUAUUUUUUUAAUGGCUGAUACCAAUUGCAUCCUAAUUUGUUUCAGUUGAAUCGGUUAUAUUUGUCCAGCUUUUA